CCAGCAGCCGAGGAGCCUCCGAGUCCCGCAGUGGACGAGGGGGCUCCGAGUGCCGCCAGUGGAAGCCAAGCCUUUGAGUCCUUGCAGCAGCACCCCCCAAGUACCAGCAGCAGCUGCGAAGACUCAAGGGCCGGAGCAGCGAUGGAGGGCGCCAGGCAUGAGGCAGCAGCGCCAGGAGCCGCCAGGAGCUGCCUGCUCUGCCUGGGGGCCCUCGAAAGCCCCGCUGCCGUGGAGCCCUGCGGGCAUGUCUUCUGCCAUGCCUGCAUCCAGGGCUGGGCCGCGGCCGCUGCCCCCUGCCCGCUCUGCCGGGAGCCCAUCGGGGCCAUCCGCCUGCUGCAGAGGCAGGACGGCCGUGCCGUGGUGGCCCCCCGUCGCCGCCGCCGCCACCUGCAUCCCUUCGUGCUACGCUGACAGCAGGAGCAGCAGCGGCGGCAGGAGGAGCAGCAGUGGGGUCCUGGAGGUCGCCGUCGCCGGAGAUUCUCCGACGGGGAUAGGGAGCAGAGUCCCCCCGUGCCCCUGCGCCGUGUGCGGAGGGAGCUGGAAGAGCGGCCGCACAGAGUGCGGGAGGAAG
This is a messenger RNA of Empidonax traillii (willow flycatcher), 571 nucleotides long. Its product is annotated as peroxisome biogenesis factor 10-like. The transcript has a single exon. The record is from RefSeq and is a predicted model, not a curated record. NCBI's taxonomy places the organism in Eukaryota, Metazoa, Chordata, Aves, Passeriformes, Tyrannidae. The coding region runs from base 142 to 411 and encodes 89 amino acids.